Carlito syrichta (Philippine tarsier) is the source of this 1993-nucleotide messenger RNA. Its product is annotated as collagen alpha-1(XXI) chain. The coding region runs from base 225 to 1910 and encodes 561 amino acids. The transcript has 14 exons. The record is from RefSeq and is a predicted model, not a curated record. NCBI's taxonomy places the organism in Eukaryota, Metazoa, Chordata, Mammalia, Primates, Tarsiidae.
AGAGCGAUUCCCAGCCGCGCUCCGCACCAGCCGCCGCAGGGAGACCGCGCUGGGGCGUAGGGCUGACAGGCGUGCCAGCCCAGGUUUCGCCCGGGUUGGACUUGUCACCGCCUGGGACAUCCCUGCCCCCCUGGCGCAACACCUGGCGGGCUGCGACGGCAACCCGGAACCCGGACGCGGCACCAGGAAUCCUAAAACUAAAAUAUUAGAACGAAGAAAGAAACAUGGCUCACUACAUUACAUUUCUUUGCAUAGUUUUGGUCCUGCUUUCCCAGAAUUCUGUAUUAGCUGAAGAUGGAGAAAUUAGAUCAAGUUGUCGUACUGCUCCUACAGAUUUAGUUUUCAUCUUAGAUGGUUCUUAUAGUGUUGGCCCAGAAAACUUUGAAAUAGUGAAAAAGUGGCUUGUCAAUAUCACAAAAAACUUUGACAUAGGACCGAAGUUUAUUCAAGUUGGAGUGGUUCAGUAUAGUGACUACCCUGUACUGGAGAUACCCCUUGGCAGCUAUGACUCGGAAGAGCGUUUGAUGGCAGCAAUGGAAUCCAUACAGUACUUAGGAGGAAACACCAGGACUGGGAAGGCUAUCCAGUUUGCACUUGAUUACCUUUUUGCCAAGUCCUCACGGUUUCUGACUAAGAUAGCAGUGGUACUUACGGAUGGUAAAUCCCAGGAUGAAGUCAAGGAUGCAGCAGAAGCAGCAAGAGACAGCAAGAUAACAUUAUUUGCCAUUGGUGUUGGUUCAGAAACAGAAGAUGCAGAACUGAGAGCUAUUGCCAACAAGCCUUCGUCUACUUAUGUGUUUUAUGUGGAAGACUAUAUUGCAAUAUCCAAAAUAAGGGAAGUGAUGAAGCAGAAACUUUGUGAAGAAUCUGUCUGUCCUACACGAAUUCCAGUGGCAGCUCGCGAUGAGAAGGGAUUUGAUAUUCUUUUAGGUUUGGGUGUAAAGAAAAAGGUUAAGAAGAGAAUCCAACUUUCACCAACAAAGAUAAAAGGAUAUGAAGUAACAUCAAAAGUUGAUUUAUCAGAACUCACAAGCAAUGUUUUCCCAGAAGGUCUUCCACCAUCAUAUGUAUUUGUCUCUACUCAGAGAUUUAAGGUCAAGAAAAUGUGGGACUUAUGGAGAAUAUUAACCAUUGAUGGAAGGCCACAAAUAGCAGUUACUUUAAAUGGUGUGGAAAAAACUUUAUUAUUUACAACCACCAGCAUAAUAAAUGGCUCACAAGUGGUGACCUUUGCUGACCCUCGAGUUAAGACAUUAUUCGAUGAAGGCUGGCAUCAAAUUCGUCUCUUAGUAACAGAAGAAGAUGUAACUCUGUUUAUUGAUGAUCAACAGAUUGAAACCAAGCCCUUACAUCCAGUUUUAGGGAUCUUCAUCAGUGGGCAAACCCAAGUUGGAAAAUAUUCUGGAAAAGAAGAAACUGUUCAGUUUGAUGUCCAAAAGUUGCGAAUCUACUGUGACCCAGAACAGAACAACAGGGAAACAGCAUGUGAGAUCCCUGGAUUUAAUGGAGAGUGCCUUAAUGGUCCCAGUGAUGUAGGUUCAACUCCAGCACCUUGCGUUUGUCCUCCCGGAAAACCAGGACUUCAAGGCCCCAAAGGUGACCCUGGACUCCCUGGGAACCCCGGCUACCCUGGACAGCCUGGUCAAGAUGGUAAGCCUGGAUAUCAAGGAAUUGCAGGAUCACCAGGUGUCCCAGGAGCUCCAGGAAUACAAGGAGCUCGAGGACUACCAGGUUACAAAGGAGAACCAGGGAGAGAUGGUGAAAAGGGUGACCGUGGACUUCCUGGUUUUCCAGGGCUUCAUGGGAUGCCAGGAUCAAAGGGUGAAAUGGGCUUCAAAGGAGAAAAAGGAUCACCAGGAAUUUAUGGCAAAAAGGGAAGUAUAGAUCACACAACAAAGUAUCUGUCUUGAACUUUUAGUGUAAGGGAAAUAAAAAACUUGAAUUGUAGUUACAGCCCAAUGUUAGAACAAUUAGCUUUGAUCAUCCUUCUCAG